Messenger RNA from Pichia membranifaciens NRRL Y-2026, 1510 nucleotides. RefSeq lists its product as hypothetical. Lineage: Eukaryota; Fungi; Ascomycota; Pichiomycetes; Pichiales; Pichiaceae. Gene Ontology annotation, biological process: protein import into peroxisome matrix, docking. Gene Ontology annotation, molecular function: signaling receptor binding. The record is from RefSeq and is a predicted model, not a curated record. Gene Ontology annotation, cellular component: peroxisomal membrane; peroxisomal importomer complex. The transcript has a single exon. The coding region runs from base 129 to 1247 and encodes 372 amino acids.
GAGGGCAAAAAAAGGGCGGGGGCUAGAGCUACAGGUGCUAGAAGAACAGCUUCAGACGAGCCGGCAGCCAGACCGUCUUCCUGGGGCGGCCCGUGGCCCGUGAAGACAGCAACACCGGCAACACCGCGAUGCAGGCUGAACAGGGCGUCCGCCAGGACAUGGUCGCCAGCGCCGUGUCCUUCUUGACCGAUCCCUCAGUGCACGAGACGCCGCUCACGAAGAAGAUCCAGUUUCUCGAGGCAAAGGGCAUGUCCAGCGGCGAGAUCCAGCAGGCGCUAGUCCAAGCGCAGAACGGAGCUGCCGCUCCGGCCCAGACAGCAGCUGCAGUGCCUGCAGCUGCUGCUGCUGCCCCAGCUGUCUACCCUCCAUACUACGGGUCCAACGCUUAUCCGCCACCGCCGCCGCCGCCAGCCCCACGGAACUACGACUGGAAGGAUUACGUAAUCAUGGGGACGACCACGGCCGGGUUCAUCUACGGGGCCUACCAGAUAGUGUCCCGGUACGUGGUUCCGAAGGUGCUGCCUCCGUCGCAGUCGAAGUUGGACGAGGACAAGGAGGAGAUGGAGAGAGAGUUCCAGCGCGUGGAGGCGAUUUUGGAGAAGUUGGAGACGGACCAGGCCGAGUUCAUCAAAAGACAGGACGAAAAGGCCAAACACAUCGACGAGGCGCUCAUCGAGGUCGACGCAAUCGUCAAGGCCACGAACGAAAAGAACCUCCGCAACGAAGAGACGCUGAAGUACCUCAAGUUGGAGAUCGACAGCAUCAAAACAACGUUGCUGAAGAACCUGGAGUCGCAGAAGGGCACCAUAUCCAGCGAGCUGCAGGAGCUCGAGAAGAAGACGGACAGCUUGAAGGACUCGCUAACGCUGUUCACCUCCUCCAGGACGAAGAGCACAGGUCUCUCGCAGAGCUUCUCGCACGACGCGCCCUCCCCGUCUUCCACUCCGACGCCUCCGCCUCCAAAUCUGCUGACGAACAACCGCUCAACAUCGGGCAACUCGGUGCCUCUGGAAUCGUCCUAUUCCAACCUCAACAUCCCUCCUCCGUCCUCUGUACCUUCUGCGAGGGACAUUCUUGGCUCGGCAGCGGACUCAACCGCGUCCUCCAGCAAAGCUAAGGAUGCUACCCCCGUCACGGCCCCUAGUGCUAUCCCAGCUUGGCAAUUGGCGUCUUCGCAGAAGGCUAACAUCACUAAUAGCAAUACCUCCAUUCCAGCAUGGCAGCUAGCAGCAGAGGACAAGCAAUAGCUCUCCUAGCCCCUGCUCCUAUUGUACCAUAUAUAAACGUAUCUACUCCUACAGAUAUAUACACUAUUGAAGCGCCCACUGGAUUGGAGCCAUGUAAUAAUGUAUCACUAAUGACUGUAAAUCUGGAAAGCUUGAUUUGUUGAAUAAAUCUAUUCAUUGUCCUAUAAAGGUGAAAAAAGCAUAUACAUUUCCUGCUGUAAUUUCGUCCCAGCAAAGCCUAUAGCAAUAUAAGUAAUUAAAAAGAAAUUAAGUAAGUAGAGAAA